Messenger RNA from Corticium candelabrum, 2248 nucleotides. RefSeq lists its product as uncharacterized. The transcript has 17 exons. Gene Ontology annotation, cellular component: extracellular region. Gene Ontology annotation, biological process: long-chain fatty acid biosynthetic process; sphingosine biosynthetic process; ceramide catabolic process. Bases 29 to 2104 code for a protein of 691 amino acids. The record is from RefSeq and is a predicted model, not a curated record. Lineage: Eukaryota; Metazoa; Porifera; Homoscleromorpha; Homosclerophorida; Plakinidae. Gene Ontology annotation, molecular function: N-acylsphingosine amidohydrolase activity.
UGUGUCAUCGCCACGUGAUUCAGUCCUCAUGGCGUUGCAGCUUAUUCUCUCUCUUCUACUGUUGCCUGUCGUCUCAUGCAGCGCGCCAACCAAAUACCUAAUCGGUGCAGGUAUCUACGACAUCACGGGUCCUGCAGCCGAAGUUAACAUGAUGGGUUACGCUAUGUUGGAGCAGCUCACAAAUGGCAUUCAUUUCCGUCUCUUUAGUCGAGCGUUUGUCGUCGCGGACGCCGAGAACAAGACGAGAUUUGUGUUUGUCAGCAUUGAUGCUUGUAUGGGGUCGCAAAGCAUUAAACUGGAGGUUUUGAAGAAACUGAAGGACAUCUAUGGUUCUGUGUACACGGCGGAGAAUGUUGUUAUCAGCGGCAUACACACACAUUCUGGACCGGGAGGAUAUCUGCAGUACUUACUGUUUGAUAUUACAUCGUUAGGAUUUGUUAAGGAAAGUCUUGACGUUAUUGUGGAUGGUAUUAUCGAGAGUAUUAAAAUGGCACAUGACAGACUACAGCCUGGUUACAUCUUUUUUGGUAACGGUACACUACUGGAAGCCAACAUUAACAGAAGUCCAUCCGCGUAUGAAUUCAACCCAGACAAAUCACAUUACGAGCACAAUGUAGACAAGCAGUUUGUUUUGCUGAAGAUGGUCAAUGAAAAAGGCAAAGGAAUUGGCAUGAUAAACUGGUUUGCUGUGCAUUGUACGAGUAUGAACAACACAAACGGGCUCAUUAGCGGCGACAACAAGGGCUACGCAUCGUUUCUUAUGGAGCAGCAUAUGAACGGACUGGGAACCAUUCCCGGACAGGGACAAUUUAUAGCUGCGUUUGCCCAAAGCAACUUAGGGGACGUCUCUCCGAACACUCGAGGUGCAUUCUGCGCCGACACUGGACUUCCGUGUGACUAUAAUCAUAGUACUUGCCACGGCAAAAAUGAGUUGUGCAGAGGUAUUGGUCCAGGUAAGGACAUGUUUGAUAGCACCAAGAUUAUCGGACAGAAACAGUUUGCGAAAGCUUUGGAAUUGUAUAAUUCGGCCAACAUUCCUCUGGUCGGUCCCGUUGAUUUCCGACAAGCUUAUGUUGAUAUGACCAACUUCAGUCUUGAAGUUGAUGGACAAACAGUGCAUACUUGUCCUCCUGCUAUGGGAUACUCGUUUGCCGCUGGCACUACGGAUGGUCCAGGAGCGUUCGAUUUUAUUCAAAAUGAUAAGAAGGAUAACCCGUUUUGGGAUGCUGUGCGUGAUUUGCUCAAGACUCCGUCGGCAGAGCAGGUCAAGUGUCAACAUCCGAAACCGAUAUUGCUAGACACUGGAGAGAUCCACGAACCUUACGACUGGCAGGCACCCAUUGUCGACACACAGUUGUUACGUAUCGGUCAGUUUGUAAUCGCUCCAGUGCCCGGAGAAUUCACUACGAUGUCAGGAAGACGCCUUAGACAUGCGAUAAACGAGACUCUAAAAUUGGCCGGAUUUCCGAAAAAUACGCAAGUUGUUAUAGCAGGGCUUUCUAAUACGUAUGCGGACUACAUUGCGACGUUCGAGGAAUACUCAGUCCAGCGGUACGAAGCUGCCUCAACAAUCUAUGGUCCUCAUACUUUGAAUGCGUAUAUCCAGCACUACAAGACGAUGGCCAGAGAUUUGGCUACGGGAAAUCCAACUUCUCAAGGAACUGCUCCGAAAAAUCUAGUUGAUGACCAAAUUCCGUUUCUGCGUCCCGUCUUGUUUGACUGUCAUCCGCUUGGAAAACAUUUUGGCGACAUUCACGAGGACGUGAAUAAGACGUACAAAAUCAAUGAGACGGUAACAGUGCAAUUUUGGAGUGGCAAUCCUCGCAACAACCUGAUGACAAAUGCAACGUUCCUGACCGUUAUGCAACAGCAAUCAGACAAGGAAUGGAGAGUCUACCGUACGGAUGCAUUCUGGGAUACAAAGUUUCAUUGGGCUCAUACUUCGUUUCUUGGUUGUAAGAGUCUGGCGACCAUUACGUGGGACCUCGGGUCUGAUGUCUCGACAGGAAAUUAUCGAAUUCACCAUCACGGUUAUUAUAAGCCGCUACUGGAAAGCCCCGAGCCAUUCGAAGGUACUUCGAGUGUGUUUAGCGUUACGUCUUGAAUUUGUUGUACGUGCUUGGUUGUGACAUUUAUGGCAUAUCUGCUGUUAGCUGGUUUGGGUUUAGGACGUUAGAGUUAGAGUUAGAUAGCAUUGUUGUUGAGUUGCAAAGAUAAUGAGCUCUGAAGUAUAGGUUGUUGUGAUGGC